AUGAGAGUGGUGCGCGUAACGGCGUUCGAUGCGAGGGCCGCUCGCGGCAAGCCCGCUGCUUGCCACCGAAUGGGCCAGCUUGAAAAGGAUCGUUUCCGUCUCGUAGCUUAUACAACUCUUGGUCAUCGAAUCGAUCCCCGAAUCCCGUUGUCGAUUGCUUGGAUGACAUUGAUGGGUCUGCUCAUCGUUUUUCUUCUCCUCACCCCACUCACGUCGAUUCGAUUGAAUCCAUACGAUAGAUUAGAUCAGAUAUUUGAUCAUUUACAGGUACCCCGAGAAAAUGUGCCGAAACAUUACGAGAUAAAUCUCAAAGUUUUCCUUCCCUAUCGUCCGGGUGUCGAUUAUGGAAAGAGGAAUUUCACUUUUGAUGGCUUCGUGAAAAUCAUUUUCCGGUGUGAGACGCCAAAUCGAAAAAUCCUGUUGCACUCGGCUCGUCAACUCGGUUUCCGGGUACAGCUAUUCGAUGAUUUGGGGAAAGAGAUUUCCCUGCAAGAUCACUAUCACAAUCACUCCCAAGAACUUCUCCACAUUCAACCCGCCGAUCUGCUCACUGCUGGUGUCGACUACACCUUGCACAUCAACUAUACAGGCGGCUUCGAUAAUGGGAACUUUACCGGCAUCUACUCAGCUCCUUAUCGACACGAGACGGAAAAAAGAUGGAUGCUAGCUACUCACUUGCAAUCGAUGGACGCACGGACGCUGUUCCCGUGCUUUGAUAUUCCCGAUGCAAAGGCCAAAUUCAAGGCGACUGUCGAGCAUCCGUUCGGGACAAACGCCGUAUCGAACACAAUCGAAACGCUUGUGGUGAACAAUGGGAAUUGGACAAUCACCGCUUUUAAGGAGACUCCACUAAUGUCGACUUAUCUUUUUGCACUGUGUGUCUCCGAUUUCCCGUACACUGAAACCCACACAUUGAAAGGCGUUCGAGUUCGUGUCUACACAGAACCCUCAAAAGUGAACGACACCGGCACAGCGUUGGACAUUGUGCCUCGAUUGCUCGACUUCUAUGAGGACUAUUUUCAGUACGAGUAUCCGCUCAUGAAAUUGGGUGAGUUGAUU
This is a messenger RNA of Mesorhabditis belari, 1059 nucleotides long. The record is from the annotation of a GenBank genome assembly. Lineage: Eukaryota; Metazoa; Nematoda; Chromadorea; Rhabditida; Rhabditidae.